Molecule: messenger RNA, 1494 nt
Organism: Rubroshorea leprosula
Lineage: Eukaryota; Viridiplantae; Streptophyta; Magnoliopsida; Malvales; Dipterocarpaceae
Source: the annotation of a GenBank genome assembly
AAUAAAAUCUCAGAUACCAUCUUGCAUUAGAGUAUCCUCAGGCAAUCUUCUCGGCAUUCCUCGUAGUUUGUUUUUUUUUUUUUUUUCUAACAUUUUUUACAAGGGUCCUCCCCAAAUUCCAUGCUAAAUGAGACCUAGUCGAUCAAGUUGAGGGAAAUGAAUGAGUUACAAUUGGGGCUGAUUGUUGGCUUCUGUGUAGGAGUGAUUGGUGGGUUGGGUUUGGCCAUUUCUAUUAAGUUCAGCAUUAUGUGUAUAAGGAAGCAUUUUGGUGUUACAGAUACAGAGAAACAAGAUGCCCUGGAAACAAAAACCAAUUCCUGCACAAGAUCUUCCUACUCUGCCAAUGUUGGUAACAAUUCACCCAGAACAUCUGGAUGGAGUAACUUGCCUGAGUGGCUGGAAGGGCUUAAAAGAAAGAGCAUUUCAUCAGCAUGUGGGAUACCAAAGUACACUUACAAAGAACUACAGAAAGCAACUUGUAAUUUUACAACAAUUAUAGGCGAGGGAGCAUUUGGUCGAGUAUACAAAGCUCAGAUGGCAUGUGGCAGGCUAGUUGCUGUUAAAGUUCUUGCCACAAAUUCUAAGCAAGGGGCAAUGGAAUUCUUAACAGAGGUUCUGUUGUUAGGAAGAUUACACCAUAAAAAUCUAGUGAACUUGGUGGGCUACAGUACAGAAAAAGGACAUAUGCUUGUUUAUGUUUACAUGAGCAAUGGAAGUCUUGCUUCCCAUUUAUACAAUGAAAAGAAUGAUCCCUUGAGCUGGGAUUUGAGAGUUCAAAUAGCUCUAGAUGUAGCAAGGGGAUUGGAAUAUCUCCAUUAUGGGGCUUUUCCUCCUAUCUUGCACCGUGACAUCAAAUCCUCAAAUAUACUGUUGGAUGAAUCCAUGAGAGCCCGAGUUUCUGACUUUGGGCUUUCAAGACAGGAAACAAUUAAUUCGCAGUCAUUUAAAAUUAAAGGCACCUUUGGAUAUCUUGAUCCUGAGUAUAUGUCCACAAGGACCUUUACAAAGAAAAGUGAUGUUUAUAGUUUUGGGAUGUUGCUAUUCGAAAUAAUCAGUGGCAGGAAUCCUCAACAAGGUCUCAUGGAAUAUGUGGAACUUGGAGCCAUUGAUCUGGAAGGGAAUAUAGGCUGGGGAGAAAUUGCAGAUUCUCGACUCAGUGGAAAAUUUGAUCCACAUGAACUUAAUAAUAUUGCGAGCCUUGCUUAUAAAUGUGUGAGUCCGGACUCCGGAAAACGGCCCUCUAUGAGAGAAGUUGUACUUGUACUGUCUCAGACUCAAAGGCCAAGAAAUUGCUCUAGGCAACAUUGGCAAAAUUUCUCCAUUAAGUCAGAGGGAUCUUGCUUCGAACUGGAUCUGUCAGGGACUCAAGAGCCUCCUUUAACCGAACGUUGAAAUGGAAUUAUGCAGAAUUAGACUUGAGACCAUUUAGUUUUCAAACAGGGAAACCAUGUGUAUUUAGUUUAUUUCAUUUCAUAAGAAAUCAAUCUAUAUGAU